Alosa alosa (allis shad) is the source of this 773-nucleotide messenger RNA. RefSeq names its product granzyme B(G,H)-like. Lineage: Eukaryota; Metazoa; Chordata; Actinopteri; Clupeiformes; Clupeidae. The coding region runs from base 3 to 770 and encodes 255 amino acids. The record is from RefSeq and is a predicted model, not a curated record. Gene Ontology annotation, molecular function: serine-type endopeptidase activity. The transcript is spliced from 5 exons. Gene Ontology annotation, biological process: proteolysis.
UCAUGGGUGCUGCAACUCUGCUCUGCCUCCAGCUGGCAGCUUCCAUGCUGUUGCUGGUUUCCUCAAGUGCCCAGGGUGGGUAUGUGGGCAUUGUGAAUGGCACAGUAGCAAAACCCUUCAGACCCUACAUGGUCUCUGUGCAACAAAAUAAGGAACAUAUCUGUGGUGGCUUUCUGGUGUCUGAGUCAUUUGUCAUGACUGCAGCUCAUUGUAUCACUUGGGGAGUGAAUUUGACUGUUAUGGUAGGGGGACACGACAUUACAAACCAGAAAAGUGGAACAAGGAUACCAGUGAAAUACUACCAUGUCAACCCCGGAUACAUUCCUAAGACACUUCAGAAUGACAUUGCAAUUCUACAGCUGACAGAAGGAGCAAAACAGUCCAACUCUGUAAAAUGGAUCUCUAUUCCUGAGAAGGACAAAGACAUCAAAGGGGCAGAGGUUUGUAGUGUGGCCGGAUGGGGGGCAACGAAAACCAAAGGGCCUGCAAACAAUCUCCUCCUCCAGGCAGAUGUGGUUAUCAUGAAGAGAAAAGAGUGCAAUCAAUUGUGGAAGGGAUACUUCAAUAAAAAAAUGCUUUGUGCGAGUGGUAAAGCAGGCUUUUGCCAGGGUGACUCAGGAGGCCCUCUGGUCUGCAAGAACAAGGCUGUGGGAGUAGUGUCGUUCAACGAGAAAAAUAACUGUAACAACCCAAAAAAGCCAAAUGUCUACACAAGAAUAUCAGCAUAUCUGCCCUGGAUAAAGAGUAUUUUAAACAGUGUCAAACACUGAUGA